GUAACACCUGUUAAAUUGUUCAUUUGUAGUAAAAUGGCGAUGUGUUGUUCGUGUGUUUUUAGUUGAUGUUUAGAAAUUCGACUCGAAGCAUGUCACUUUACGAAAAAUAAUUAUAUAUUUAUUUACGAUCGUUCUUUAAUGAAAAUAUGAACGAUCUGAAGCCAGAAAUGCCGAAUACGUCGUCGUGGGAGACGGUUCCGCACGACAUCAUGGUACCGGUUCCGAUAAAAAUGCAUCCUCCGGUGAUAAUCGAUCAUAAUAUGCCUAUACCUCAUAACCAGAUGCCUAUGCCUCAAACACCCCACAAUGUUCCAAUGGGUGGCUUCAUCGAACCCGAGCUGUCUCCAGAGUUGAUACAACAAGGCUGGCGUAAAUUUUGGAGUAAACGCGAGAACAGGCCUUAUUUUUGGAACAAAUUGACCGGAGAAUCGUUAUGGGAGAUGCCAUCGUUGAAACAACAAUUUGAUCCGAUAACUGAUCCGUUGGGCAUUUGUGCGCCGGGAGCUCCUUUGAAUGGAUCGAUGCCCGGGGGUGCUGAAUCAUUAUCGUUGAAAAGAAGGGCCUCUGAAGAUGCCAUGGAGAGCCCUUUAGCCAAAAGAUUCAUAUUAUCUGGUCCUUGGGACUUGGAAGUACCCACGAAUGUAAUCAUAUUCGAAAGAUCGCCUACCAUCUUAGCUCAUCCUCAUCCGGAUGUGGAAUCAUUACGCUGUACACUGACAGCCAAAUUAAGACAAUGUUACCAAGAAUUAUGCCAUUCCAGAGAAAAUAUUGACGCUCCUGAAGAUUCAUUCGAUAGAUGGUUAAUGGAAAGAAAAACCAUCGAUACGGGUUACGAUCCACUUCUUCCAAGCCAAUGUUACCCCGAAAUUUCGCAUAGCAUGUAUAAAGAGAUAAUGAACGAUAUUCCGAUGAAAUUGGAGAAACCAAAGUUCACCGGAGACGCUCGAAAGCAACUCUCUAAAUACGCAGAAGCUGCGAAAAAAGUGAUAGAUUCGAGAAACGUGUCAUCGGAAAGUCGUAAAGUUGUCAAGUGGAACUGCGAAGAUACGUUUCAAUGGUUACGUAAAACGAUCGGUGCCACUUACGAUGACUUUCAAGAACGUUUAGCUCAUCUUAAGACGCAAUGUCAGCCUCACUUAACUGAAACAGUCAAAGAAUCAGUGGAAGGGAUUUGUUUAAAGAUUUACCACCUUUCCGGCGAGUAUGCGAAAAAAGUACGAGAUAAACAGAGCGAAAUUUACAAAGAACAAGGAAUAACCGAACCAUUAACUCCUGCUUCGGCUUUAACUACUCGUAAAGUAUGGUGCUAUCCUGUCCAAUUCGCUGCACCAUGUCCAAGGUUACCAAACAUCGAAUGUGUCAUCGAUAAGGAAAUAAUCAGAUUGACUUAUAAUAAGGAUACGGUUACUAUAAAUGUACAAUAUAUGCAGAAAUUGGAACAGCUGUAUAGGUAUAAUUGCUUCGACGACCGUAAAAUGGAGAUAUUUUUACCCCGAGUGUGGUGCUUGUUAAAACGUUACGCAACUUUCCAAGGCAAAAAUCAGAUAUUUCAGUCAUCGUUGUCGUUGACAGUGAUGGAAUGUCUGCAUCGAUGCUUCGGUGUAACGUUCGAGUGUUUCGCGUCGCCGUUGAAUUGCUACUUCAGACAAUACUGUUCGGCGUUUCCAGAUACAGACGCUUUUUUCGGUUCGCGAGGAAUGUUAUCAGAUUUAAAAGCUGUGAGUGGUUCGUUCCAAGCAAAUCCUCCUUAUUGCGAAGAAUUAAUGGAUUCUAUGGUGACCCUGUUUGAAAGAUUACUAACGGAGUCGAUCGAACCGUUAUCGUUUAUUAUAACCAUACCAGAGAUCAGAGAUCCGGCUCCUUCUGCCAUUCUGAGAUUAGAAUCGAGUCCGUUUAAGAAAAAGCAAGUCGUGGUACCUGCCUUCGAACACGAGUAUAGAAACGGAUUCCAACACGUUGUGAAUAAAGCUGAUGUUAAUAUCCGUUCGAAGAACGGUCUUUUGGUAAUUUGGUUACAAAAUUCGCCGGGUUUUCAACGUUGGGGUCCUACAGAAGAUCGAGUCGAAUCCCUUCUAGAAGCUUUUCGUCCAGGUAAAGAAAGAGAUCGUGACAAACAAGAGUUACUCUCGCCGUCUCGUACCAAUAACAAUAUUCCUUGUACGACACAACCUCCCACCAGGCCCGAAAUCGAGAAACCUAUCGAUACAUGAUCGAAGAUCUCCUCAUAUUCUUUCGUGCAAUAUUCAAUAUUCGUACUCGAUGCCAUAUAUUUUUUUAGUUUCGUUGGUGUUAUUUUGAUAGUUUUUCCUUCAGCAGUGCUUUUUUUUCUCUGUGUUCUAUCUUAUUCUCAUCUACAAGUAAAUACUACUCUACUUAUAUUUGCAGCUUGCUGGAAAUUUCUUUGCCCCGUUUACAAUAUUUCUCUGAGUAUUUAUUUAAUCGUAUCAGUUGACCAUUUUUUUAAAACUUGGGUAACCAAUUUUAACUUACGAAUGAAUUUUAUUUAAUUUUUCUAUCGUGUAUUGACUAUACGAGUAGUUUUUUUUUCCUUCCCAAUGAUUCAGACUUCUCGUUUUAUUUUGUUUUUUAGUUUUUUUUAUAAUUUUUUUUUUCUAUCGUUUUAUUUAUUAUAAACACUGGAAAGUCAUUAUUGAUAACCAAUCAAAAUCACUUGUUGCAUUUCUUUUUCGACUAUUUAUGUUUGUUUCCCUGUCUCAUUUUUGUAUAAAGAUUAGACGUCAUCAUGGUUUAUUUCAAGAUUUAUAGUCAAGGUACAUCAAGGUACCUGUGUUAGUUUUUAAUUUAUAUUCUAUAAUUUGUAUAGAGUUACUCUUGUUUAGUUGAGAUUUUUGCUAGCUGUUUACUGCGGAGCAGAAUAAAGACGACUGCUUUCAGUACUUAAAACUGUCGUGUGGGAUUUUUGAUUUUUCGAGAAAAGGGUUUCUAUCGUUUUGAGAUUUAUUUCUUUUAUCACGUAAGAUUGUGUGUGUGUAUUGCAAUGAUUUUUAUAUUCAUUAAAUAAAUGUUGAAAAAAUA
Molecule: messenger RNA, 3036 nt
Organism: Planococcus citri (citrus mealybug)
Lineage: Eukaryota; Metazoa; Arthropoda; Insecta; Hemiptera; Pseudococcidae
Gene: Pcif1
Product: Phosphorylated CTD-interacting factor 1
Exons: 12
Coding region: 147-2210 (687 amino acids)
Cellular component (GO): nucleus
Molecular function (GO): mRNA (2'-O-methyladenosine-N6-)-methyltransferase activity; RNA polymerase II C-terminal domain binding
Source: RefSeq, a predicted model, not a curated record